Paramecium tetraurelia is the source of this 306-nucleotide messenger RNA. RefSeq lists its product as uncharacterized. Lineage: Eukaryota; Ciliophora; Oligohymenophorea; Peniculida; Parameciidae. The transcript has a single exon. The record is from RefSeq and is a predicted model, not a curated record.
AUGGGUAUACCAGAAUCAAAAUCUACACUUGAAGCCAAUUACACUGAUUAUAAUAAAGUGAACCAAAAAAAGCAAUAAAAUUAACCCCCAUCUGUUGAAGCUGAUUGCUGUGAUAAUUAGAAAAAUGAUUAUAUCAUUUUGAUAGAUUGUGGCCAUUUAUAUCACUUACAUUGCUGGCAAUAAAAAUAAAGAGAAUAAAAAUAAUUUAUAUGUUUUUGCGAAAGCCAAAUGAAAGCAAAACUUCCUUUUUAAGUCAAGCCUUGUUAUUGAUUACUAUGAAUACAUAUUCUAAUAUUUUUUAAGUUA